Chaetomium fimeti is the source of this 1232-nucleotide messenger RNA. RefSeq names its product P-loop containing nucleoside triphosphate hydrolase protein. NCBI's taxonomy places the organism in Eukaryota, Fungi, Ascomycota, Sordariomycetes, Sordariales, Chaetomiaceae. The transcript is spliced from 2 exons. Gene Ontology annotation, molecular function: GTP binding. Bases 276 to 1049 code for a protein of 257 amino acids. The record is from RefSeq and is a predicted model, not a curated record.
CUCGACGUUGGUGGGUGUGACCCCAAUUGGAGCCCAGUAAAACUGACGGAUGCCCAACACUAACCGGCACCGGUGAGGGCCAGGUGGACUCGGGCGCAAAUUCAAAUUGUCGAAAUCAGGGCAAAACGCAAUCCAACCUACAUGUACCUAGGCAACGCGAACUCGAUUCGAGCCCUUCAGUGCGCCGGCCCAUAUCAACAAAAUCCCGUAGCUCGGCUUUCUCGUCGGUUUCGUUGGAAUCUCCUCUCUUUGCAUUGUGCCAUUGGUUCAGGGAGAUGGGGCGAGAGGUUUUGAUUGGGCUGAUCGGUGUGACCGGGUCCGGGAAAACAACAUUUGCGUCGAUCGCGUCUGGCCAAUCAGAUUUGAAAAUUGGACGCACACUCAGAUCCUGCACCCAAGAGCCUCAGGUGGUCAGAUUCGAGGUGGAUGGGCACUCUAUUGUCUUGGUUGACACCCCGGGAUUCGAUGAUGACGAGAGGUCCGACGUCGAGAUUUUCCAAAUCAUCGCGAAAUGGCUUUGGCUAUACAAUUCCGGAGAACGCCGCCUCUUGCUCGACGGCCUCAUUCUUUUCCACCCCAUUACAGCCAACCGAAUCGGCGGCACCGAGCGGGAACGAACACGUCUCCUCCAGACGAUCCUAGGCGAGAAUGCCUACAAGAGGGUGAUAAUCGGCACGACCAUGUGGGACGAUCUCAGAAACGACGACGACAGGUUCACCCACGGGAUAGAUGGUCGAUUGGAAGAGGGAGAAGUAUGGAGCGAGAUGAACGCCAAGGGCGCCACCAUCCUUCGUCACAACAACAACAAAGAUUCGGCACACGGCAUUAUACGGCAAAUUAUCCAGAAGUCCGAGGUUGAGGGCGGCGGGGUUCAGCUGCAGUUGCGGCAGGAGCUGAUCGACGUCAAGGGAAACGUCUCCAAGACCAGGGUCGGGAGGGAAGUGAAGCGACAUAUCAAGGACAAGCUCCAGGUGCUCAACGACAAUCUCAGGGAAUUAGACUCCAGCAACCCUCAAGCGCAGGUCAGCGACACCAACCUGCAAUCAUAGGAGUGGGAGGAAAAUAGAAAGGAGGUCGUGCAGAAAAUUGAGGAUAGGUAGCGAGAAGGAGUUGCGGAAGUUGCGCGAAUUACUGGUGAGUGCCACUCUCCUGCUACAGCUUCCCCUAGCGCGCAGAGACAAUACGGGUGUCUAGAAAGGCACCGACGCACCAUCCUCCUAUAAGUGGAUCGA